This is a messenger RNA of Penicillium coprophilum, 996 nucleotides long. RefSeq names its product glycosyltransferase family 34 protein. Gene Ontology annotation, molecular function: glycosyltransferase activity. Gene Ontology annotation, cellular component: Golgi membrane. Lineage: Eukaryota; Fungi; Ascomycota; Eurotiomycetes; Eurotiales; Aspergillaceae. The coding region runs from base 1 to 996 and encodes 331 amino acids. The record is from RefSeq and is a predicted model, not a curated record. Gene Ontology annotation, biological process: protein N-linked glycosylation. The transcript has 2 exons.
AUGUUUGCCUUUUGGGUCGCGGGCAAAUCCUACCAAACUUUCUAUGUCCAGGAAUCAGAGUAUGUCUCCAGCAACAAGUUGCAGAGAGUCGCCAAGGUGUCCAUGCUCUACGGAGAGACGAACCAUAUGUACGAAAGAGCGCUGCAAAGCCACGAACGCCAUGGGAAGAGAUGGGGAUACCCCAUGCAUAUUCUGCGACAGGAUAUUUCGAUCGGAUUCUGGAAUAAGCCGAGCUAUCUGCUAUCGUUGAUCAUCAAUGAAAUGGCCAAGCCAGCCGGCGAGAGAGUGGAGUGGUUGAUGUGGGUAGAUGCCGAUUCGAUCAUACUAAAUAAUGACAUUCCCGUUGAAAUCUUCCUUCCGCCAUCAGACCUGAAAGACAUUCACCUGGUAGCAACCCAGGACCAAAACGGCCUCAACACGGGAAUCAUGUUCCUCCAUGUCCAUCCUUGGACGAUAAGCUUCCUUACCGAAACACUGGGAUACCCUCUUUAUCUUCCUAAGAUUGACCUCGGUCGAUCUGCCGACCAGGAAAGCAUGAGACGUGUACUCAACACGACAUCGGGAGGUCCAAGCGGACAGGGAUAUGCAGAUGGAGUCUCCUACCUACCACGGCCAUGGAUCAACACCUAUGAAUGGGACUGGGCCUAUGAAGGCAAAAGGGGGGAUCUGCUGGUCCACUUCCCCGGUCUAGAGGAGCGCCGAUGGCCGCAUAUGGCUAAAUGGUUGAAUAUUGUCGAGACGACACCUCAUGAAUGGAACUUGCCCCUUGAGGAGACUGGGUAUUUCAACAAGACGACAGUGUACUGGUCACAGAUACGAAGUGCGAAGGAAAGUAUUCAUUCUGCAGAGAAGAAACUGAAGUCCGGGGAGGCAGUGUCUGGAAAUACCAAUGCAACAGCCGCUGCACUCAGGAAUACAUUGCGUGAGAAAUCAGACAAUAUGGAGCUGGUACAGCAACAAACCGAGGACCUUAAUAUGUUGAUUGGAAUGGCAUAA